ACCAGAAAAUCUCCAUUGAAUCAAGAAUGUAUACAAAUCUAGCAGAUAGCAACAAAAUCUUAAGAUGUUAUCAAAGUUUUUCCGGACUACUUUAAGUACAGGAAAUUACAUUCUGGUCUAUUAAAUUUUUUAUAGUUUAUGUAUUUAUUGCCUAAUAAGGUUGAACAAGAUAGCGAAGACACGUAAAAACAGGAAGAAUAUAUAUACGUACAGUUGUGCGUCAAGGGACAGUUUGGAAAUAGUCAAAAUUGCAUAUUCCUGCAUCCAUGUAUAAACAUAGGGACGGCAGCAACCAAUCGCCAAAUCGUUAUAUGACAAAUCAUCCAUAGAUGAUAAACCAUAUCAUAAAUUCUACCAAACUCUCAACAACUUCAACUUAUAAACCCCACUUUUUCUAAUAAAUUAGCCAAGAGAUUUCAAGACUCAGCGCCCAAGCCCAAUUCCUCCUCCCACUUGUCGCAUCUACCACCGUUCUUCCCUCGCCCUUCCUCUAUAUUUCUAACACGUGCACACAGCUUUGCCCGUUUCAAAUAGCUACUACUCCCCCACUUUUAGAUUCUAUCAUUCCCAAAAUGUAGGUGAAGAUAUUGUUUUCUUUGGAUAAUAUAUACAUUGAUUGAAGAGAUAGUAGCAUAAUAAUUGCUGCUUCUUUCAACUUAAUUAACCACACAAUCAACAAUAAGAUAUCACAGUUAGUCCAGAGAAAGCAUACCAGGAAUUUGCCGCACAAAUGUGAUGAACGAUGGAGGGCUUGAGUUCACCGUCUAUGGUUCAAAGCGGCACCCACACUUCCGUCUUGAGUCCGUUACUCAUCUCCAUGCUUGGCAUAGUCAUCACGGCCAUGGCUAUAGUGGCAUACCACCUUUUACUGGUCAAGUACUGCAAAAGGCGCCGCGCCGUCGAUGCCGAGGCGGCGCAACUGGCCGCCGCGCCGCCUCCGACCGGCGUCGACGAGAAAGUCCUCGCAGCGAUUCCGAUCCUCACGUUCUCCGUGGUGAAGCGCGGCGGCAUCGAUCAGGGAGAAUGCGCGGUGUGCCUGGGGGAAUUGGAGGACGAAGACGCUGUGCGUCUGCUGCCUAACUGCAGCCACGCCUUCCACGUUUCCUGCAUCGACCAGUGGUUCGCGGCGCACACCAGCUGUCCGCUGUGCCGUCUGCCGGUGGUGUUCCGGCAGAAAACAGAUGCGGCGUCGGCAUCUCCCGAUCUAGCCGAAGAUCCGAAUAAUCGUAGCCGAAGCGGCGAGAAUAAUGGGAGUAACGGUAGCGAUGAGCCUCCGGCUCCGUCUUCGGGGGGUUUGCUCCGUCAUUGCGCAUCUCUGAUGACGCCGAUGGAGCGGAGGUCGAUGUCGCGGCUGAAGCGGUCGAUGUCGAUGGAUCUGUCGCUGGUGGUGUUUGAUCCGAGUGCGACGUCGUUUUCGUCUUCGUCCAGCGGUAUUCUGAGGAGGAGUGGGUCGUUGAGCCAUUUCGAUCCUAAGUGGCUCAGCUCCUUCCCGUGGUUGCGGACGGGGAAGGCUUCUAAUGCCUCCAAUCCAAUUCUGCCUUUCUAAAAUUCAUUAUUUUUUAUAAAUCAAAUUUUUAUUUUAAGGCUAAUUAAAUAUUGUAAUAAAAGUGAACGCAAUCCAAGUCAAGUUGAUCUCUAGAGCA
This is a messenger RNA of Salvia miltiorrhiza (redroot sage), 1643 nucleotides long. Its product is annotated as RING-H2 finger protein ATL40-like. Bases 743 to 1546 code for a protein of 267 amino acids. The record is from RefSeq and is a predicted model, not a curated record. NCBI's taxonomy places the organism in Eukaryota, Viridiplantae, Streptophyta, Magnoliopsida, Lamiales, Lamiaceae. The transcript has a single exon.